Messenger RNA from Suillus subaureus, 312 nucleotides. RefSeq lists its product as uncharacterized. The record is from RefSeq and is a predicted model, not a curated record. NCBI's taxonomy places the organism in Eukaryota, Fungi, Basidiomycota, Agaricomycetes, Boletales, Suillaceae. The transcript has a single exon. The annotation marks the transcript as partial.
AUGUCAAUGGCUACAUACACGGGCUCUGACUACCACCCUCCCGAACUCGACUAUCACCCUUCCCAGCCUGAAUACCACCCUCCCCAGCUCGACUACCACCCUCCCCAACUUGACUAUCACCCUUCCCAGCCUGAAUACCACCCUCCCCAGCUCGACUACCACCCUCCCCAACUUGACUAUCACCCUUCCCAGCCUGAAUACCACCCUCCCCAGCUCGACUACCACCCUCCCCAACUUGACUAUCACCCUUCCCAGCCUGAAUACCACCCUCCCCAGCUCAACUACCACCCUCCCCAGCUUGACUACCACCCC